CUAGCUGUCACACGCAUAAUCCACACAAUCUGUCUAGUGUCGCUCGUAGAAGAGGAAGUAGGCCGACGACUGGGCGGCCGCCACCUCGGCAGAUGGCACAUCUCGCACAAGCAGAUCAGACGCAUACACAAACGCACCAUCAUCAUAGGCGCCUGCACACACACACACACACCCAACACACACAGAGUAUGGACGUGUGCACACGCAGAGGCACCGGCCGGACGUCAGUUUCGCUCGCCACUCACCAGCUCCUGCUGCUGCUGCUGGCGGUGUCGGCAUGUGUUUGCCGAUGAUUUCGAGCAGGCUGUGGCAGCCCCGCUGCCUCUUGCGCCGAUACGCACUGUAGUGGCCAGCCGUCGCACUCCCUGCACCCACACACAGACGCAGCACCCAUAUGAGAAUGAGUGGCCGCGGUUGCCUCCUGUCCUGUGUGUGAAUCUAUCUUCGUAUGCUGUAUGUACCUGAAUGGCACAUGACGGCUGCCAUUGUGUAGCGGCAAUGUGGAGGCUGACGCGGCACACAGGGGGAAGGGCAAGGGGACACACGCUCCUGAAUGCGCAAACCCACCAACAGACAACACAACAGUGUUUUGACAACGAGGUCAAAGACAGCGAACGAACACCACUCCAGCACCGAUCCUGUUCGCCUCACCGGUGGCGCGCUUGCAGGCUCCUGUGGGUCGAUCUCUACCGCUCCCGCGUUGCUCGAAUGCCACGAACGACUCACCGGCAUCGCACACCGAGCAGCAGACUGGCCAACACUCUCGCCGCCGCUACUCGCCCCCUGUCCGCUCCCUGACAGCGGCAAGUCCAUGACGAGCGGAAAAGCCACCGGCCGAUCGUUCUUGACCGCCAAACUGCCCGCGCCAAAGCCGCCCUGCACAUUGACCCGCUGAAUCAACACGCCCAGCAUCUCCGGAGGCUUCUCCAAGGCAGUCUCCUCCACUUGGCUUGUCUUGAUCUCACGACUGGCGAUCUGCGAGAGAGACGCGAUGAGGGAAGAGUCGCCCGUGGUCUGCAGGUGGGAGGCGAUGAUUGCGCGAAGGGCGUGCUGGAUGGCCUCGAUGUCGGGCAGGGCGGUGGCCGGAUAACACUGGUUCUGUUGUGUUGCUGCGAAAGGGGCCAUGAAGGCGAGCAGGGCUUUCAGAGUGCGUCGCAGGCAUAGCAGAUGCCACACACACGGAAGCAGCGCCAGAGACGUCGAGAAAGGUGGGUGGGGAAUGUCUUGUUCGCUCGUUGCACCGGCAGACGAUGGCUCCUGGAACAAGCCCAUCCGUUCCCUCAGCUCCCUCCCAAUGUCGUCACACGUGCAUCGCGCACACGCCACAUCCUCCAGCACCCGCGCACGCCACUCGCCGGCCAUCAGACCCACCAAGGACACCGGAAACGACGAAGACCCCCAACCACCACCACCACCACCACCAGCACCAGGUGGAGCAUAGUAAGGCAGCGGCAACAGCACGUCACCCAUUUCUUCGUAUUUGCAGCGUGCCAGACAGCCGCACCGUUGGCACCACCUUGUCUUGCGCAGAAGGCCUGUCUUGAGGGGAAUCGGGGGCGGAGGGAGGGGGGACAUCUGCAGCAGGUGGUCGUCGGGUGGCUGGGAGUCGCUGGGGGGGCCGGUGGAGGGGGUGGGCUCUUCACGCGGGGAAGAUGAGUCGCUCGACGUGGCGGCCUGCAAAAGCUGCAUGAAUGCACAACACACACACAGGACCAAGUCAACAAUCACGUUGUGGAUGCCUCCUCUCCACUCCGCCCCACCCCAGACCGUUCGUGUGGAAUGCGCCCGACACUCCUGCAGGUAGGCCUCCCGAAAGUAGCCAUCGAUCUCGUCAAGUAUGAGCGUGUGCGCCUCAUGCACGUCCUGCUGAGUGAACGACCAAAACCCUCUCUCCAGCAGGAACCCCCGCACAACCUGCAACGCGUCACGCGGCGGCCCCCUAUCACCGUCCACACCCCCAUCGCCGUUGACAUAGCCGACCACCCGGAGCAGAGCUGUCACCAGAGGCCGUUGGGUGUUCUCGGGUUUGGUCAGGUAGCAGAGCCGCCUUGUGAGUGAGUUGUUGAGCGACGCGUAGGACUGGAUGAGUGAGUUGAGGUAGCAGCAGAGGGAAGAGUUGGGGAGGCCGCGGACGGAAGCAGAUGUCGGGGGUGGCUUGUGGCCGGCUGCUGCUGCCGCUGAUGAUGAAGACGAAGAUGAAGACUCAUCCACUUGCUGCGAAUUCAACACAGAUGGAUACACGCAAGCAGUCAGAUUGAAACGGUGAUGGUGUGAUUUGAUUGCGGAGGCACAAGCACACCUGUUGCGUUCGUCGGUGCCUUUUGUGAUGGCGUAAGAUGGAGGCAUGGAGGCCCGCUCGCGCGAUGAUAUCCAUCACUUCAUCGAUCUACCUAUCCAUCAACUUUCGGAUGCCAGAUCCUGGCUCCUUGAUCCAGCAAGCAGCAGAGCCUCACAAGUCUGUGAUCCCACAUCAUCGCUUG
Molecule: messenger RNA, 2480 nt
Organism: Vitrella brassicaformis
Lineage: Eukaryota; Vitrellaceae
Source: the annotation of a GenBank genome assembly